AUGGGCCAACCAACGUCUCACCAGCGUUCUAUUAAUAAUAACAAUUUUGGAAACCACACUGUCAUCAGCCAGGGCGACAUUCAUUAUCAUCUGACACACGGUUCUCUAUCAUCCGAAGCUGAUCGAAAGACUCAUGUUAUUCCAUAUCCCCGCAACGAAGAUGUGAUCCAACGCCAAGACUUGGUGAAGCGACUGAACCUACUUCUCCCACGGGAACCAAAGUUCCACAGUGCUGCUCUUUGGGGAUUAGGAGGAUCAGGAAAAACCCAGAUCGCCCUCGACUACGCGUACCGGCGAUGCGAAGACGAAAAAUGCAGCGUAUUCUGGGUGCAUGCCGAUAGCAAAGCGACAUUUAUACACGAUUAUAAGACAAUUGCGAGCAAACUUGGCAUUGACCAAACUGCCGCUGCCGAUGGAAAUGCUCUGCUUAGAUCUGUGCGUAACGGUAUCGAGGCAUGCCUAUCGUGGGUACUUAUCCUUGAUAACGCUGAUAAUCUCGAGUUAUUUGGCGUUGGGCUGUCCGCCGAUGAAGCUUCGAACAAUCUAUAUGAAUACAUCCCAAACGGGCCUACGGGGGUAGUGCUGUGGACAAGUCGCGAUGCUCAUAUUGCAGGCACGCUGGUCGGUGCGCAAAGGGGCAUUGAGGUUACAUCUAUGGAGUCCGGCGAAGCUCUCAAGCUUCUUCAAGUAACGAGAGAUCAGAAAGAGAGUAUCGAAGAACCUGAAGAUGUUGAAACACUACUCAGGGAACUGGAAUGGUUUCCGCUCGCCAUCUCUCAAGCUGGCGCAUAUAUGAAAGGAAUGCAGAUUACUGCUUCCAAGUAUCUGAUUUUGCUUCGAGAAAGCAAACGCCGGUGGGAUAUCCUCAAAGUCACUGAGUUUGAUCGACAUCGGAGGCCCGAAAUGCCGAACAGUGUACUCGACACGUGGACCGUCUCAAUGGAACGAAUCCAAAGUGAGAACAUAAUGGCAUACCAAGUUCUCCAUAUCAUCGCUUAUCUAGACAACCAAAACCUACCACGAGAGUUGCUCAUCAAAAUCAGCCAAUGCAGCAACGAGGAUACGACUAGACAGCUAGAAGAGAUGGAAGUGCUGUCUGCAAUCAGGCGACUGCAAGAAUUCUCAUUCCUCAAGAUGCGCCAUAUAGAGGAUGGCGAUCCAAGCUAUGAGAUGCAUAAGCUUGUACAAGAAGCAGCAAGAUACAGGACAACUAUGCGAAGCCUUCAAGGAGCAUCUGAACAGGGAACUUUGAUGCAGGCAGAAGCAAGCGACGAAGUGUAUUAUAUCGGAAUUGCCUUGCAGGCACUUUCCGAGCUCUUCCCAGCUUCAGAACCAGAGUCGUGGGGACGAUGCGAGAGGUACUUGGCUCAUGCUAUCGGAAUGAGUGUCUGGGCAAAAAUAAGCAAGAGGGAGGCUGACACCUCUGAACUGUUGAGUAAAGCGUCUGGCUAUUUAUAUGACCGAGGGCGGUGGAGAGAGAAGGCAUUUGUGGACCAGAGAGCGCUUGAACUAAGACGACAAGUUCUCGGGGAGCGACACCCAUAUACGCUUGAUAGUAUAGCUUCACUUGCAGCUGCAUAUCAUUAUCAGGGCCAGCAUGAGAAAGCUAAAGAUUGUUACAAAGAGGCCAUAGAACUUCGACGACAGACGCUUGGAGAGAAGCAUCCAGACACCCUUCGGGCCACGUCUUUACUUGGAAACGUAUACCAAAGCCAUGGUCAGUAUAGGGAGGCCGAAGCUCUUUAUAAGAAAACUCUACCACUUCAGCGAGAAGUACUUGGAGAGAAGCACUUGCAUACACUUCAGAGCUUGGCUUCGAUUUCAGGGGUCUAUCACUACCAGGGCCGUUAUGCUGAAGCCAAACCUAUCAAGAUAAAAACUUUGGCUCUCCAGCGGGAGGUACUUGGCGAGAAACAUCCAUUAACGCUUUGGAACAUAGGGUCACUUGCAGCAACAUGCCAGGGCUUGGGCCAGUACGAAGAAGCCAAAGACCUCUACCAGCAAACUCUAGAUCUUCGUCGGGAGACACUUGGUGAGAACCACCCAGACACACUUCGGAGUAUAACUCAGCUCGGAGCAAUAUACCAGGAUCUGGGCAAAUAUAAACUGGCUGAAGAUCUUGCGAGAGAGGCUUUGGAGCUUGAGCUAAAGAUGCUGGGAGAGACACACCCUUAUACGCUUCAAUCCAAGCAUAAUCUAGCCGUUGCGUUGCGCAGUCGCGGCCAUUGGAAAGACGCUCUUGCUUUAAUGCAAGAAAGGGUCUUGGGAGAGUGGGAAUCGUCGAGUGGAGGUUUAGAGGCAAUCAGACAACUGUUGGGCAUAAUGAAGGAGAGAGUCAUAUUCCAACCAGAUAGCAGCCACGCCGUUAUCUAUCCAAGACUGGCUGAGCUCUCUGAUGGCACUAUUCUCGCAACAUCGGCAUAUUCCGGAGACCACCCUCCGCAUUUCCCUAUAUUUGCCAGCGAAAAUGGCGGUGCGACGUGGGAAUGGCGAAGCAACUUGACAGACCAAGUCAAUGGUUUGGGCUUUGGGUCCCAGCCUGCUUUGGCUGAGCUUACUUUUGACCUUGGACGCUUCAAAGCUGGAACUGUGCUCGCGAGCGGGAACAGCGCUGGCGCCAAUGGGACAAAUAUUGACUUGUACGCCAGCUUCAAUAAGGGCAAGACGUGGGAGUUUAUUAGCAAUGUUGCCAGAGGAAGUGCUCCGAGCACGCAAAACGGAAACCCUUGCAUUUGGGAGCCCUUUAUUCUCCCUUUUAACAACACAGUUGGCGUAUUCUAUUCUGACCAAAGAGAUCCUUUGCAUGGACAGAAGCUUGCUCAUCAAGAAUCAACGGAUCUCGAACAUUGGGGCGAUGUUAUAAAUGAUGUCGCUUACCCGCUCUACACUGAUCGUCCUGGAAUGACUGUGAUUGACUACAUCCCGCCUCUGAAGAAGUGGAUUUUCGUUCACGAGUUCCCAGGUGGCGACUCGUGGUCUGGUGCCGGAUAUCCCGUUUACUACAGGCUUUCCGACAGUCCUUUUGACUUUCGAUAUGCCUAUGGCUAUCCCAUUGUUGUCAACGGUGUGCAGCCCAGCAGCAGUCCAUAUGUUGUGUGGACACCAGAGGGCGGUAUCAACGGCACGAUCAUCGUGUCAGAUGCCGAUCAUCAAAGCGUGUUUACCAAUCGAGCAAACGGCCAGCCGGAUCAGUGGGAGGAACACAACACUCCUCAGCCAAAAGCCUACAGCCGUGCCCUCCAUAUUUUCAAGAAGUACCCCAAUCACUUGAUGAUCCUCGGUGCAGGCAAUUAUCAGGGCGUGGACCCUCCUGGAACGAAUAGGCCACUGUAUGCAAGCGUUGUGGACGUGACGAGUGUGUUGAAGAGCCGUCCAGGAGAUGGAGAUGCCUAG
Molecule: messenger RNA, 3393 nt
Organism: Trichoderma gamsii
Lineage: Eukaryota; Fungi; Ascomycota; Sordariomycetes; Hypocreales; Hypocreaceae
Exons: 5
Coding region: 1-3393 (1130 amino acids)
Molecular function (GO): protein binding; ATP hydrolysis activity
Source: RefSeq, a predicted model, not a curated record